Molecule: messenger RNA, 495 nt
Organism: Saprolegnia diclina VS20
Lineage: Eukaryota; Oomycota; Saprolegniomycetes; Saprolegniales; Saprolegniaceae
Exons: 1
Coding region: 1-495 (164 amino acids)
Source: RefSeq, a predicted model, not a curated record
AUGGGUGUGUGUGUGUUCAAUGGCUGCGCCAAGCCCGCGACCGAGGCCACCGGCAAGUGUGACUUUCAUCGGGGCCGCGCCAAGUGCAUCAUCGACGGCUGCGCCAAUCAAGUGUACGCGCGGCAGCUCUGUAUUCGACACGGAGGCAAGAAGCUCUGCAUUGCGCCCGGCUGCUCCUCGAACGCGCGGUCGGGCGACUAUUGCUGCCGCCACGGCGCCGACAACACCAAGCAGAUUUGCUCACAAGCCGGGUGCCACCGCGUUGCGCAUCUCCGACAAAAGUGUGUCCGACACGGCGGCGGGCGACCGUGCCACGUACAUGGCUGCACGACGCACGCCCGGGCCGCGGGCUACUGCUGGCGCCACCGCAAGCGGGCCAACGAAGCGGUGCUGCCUUCGGUCGAGCCGGAUGACCUUUGGAUGGACGUACUGCAAGAGCUCGCGCGCUCCGACGCUGCCGACGAGAACGCAAGCGAUUCGAGUAGCUUAUGUUGA